CAAUCAGCUGACAGCUGAUAAAAAUUUCACACGCUGGCUUUUUACUGCGGGCAAAUUGUACGGAAAAUCGAGAGGAAAUCGCCGGACUAGGAAAUGGCACCGCCAGCGGCACGGGCACGUUAUAAUGCCAACAAGGCUGACAACCAGAUAUUGACCAAGAAGCCACCAAAACGUCUAAAUGACAAGAAAGACACCACCGGUGACAUUCCAGCCGGCACCGGCAGUAAGAAGAAGGAAAAGCGUAAGCAAUCAGCGAUCGCUGCCAACUCAGCGGACAAGACGCAGUCCAAUCCGAACCCAAUAAUGCCAAGUGUUCACACCGCCUUCAAAACAUUUGUUAGUGCCCGUCUUUGCAGCGCCAUUUGGGCGUACAUUGCUGACUGUGAUGAGACCUUCAAUUACUGGGAACCGCUGCACUACAUCAUCAACGGACAUGGUCUGCAGACCUGGGAGUACAGUCCACAAUUUGGUUUACGCUCCUACACAUAUCUGCUGCUCCAAGGCGUGCCUGGUUGGAUCUAUCAAAAGAUAUUCAAUCCGAGUCCGAUCCUCAUCUUUUAUAUGAUACGCUGUAUGCUGGGCUUUGGCUGUGCUGUCAUGGAACGGUUCAUGUACAAAUCCAUAUGCCAGGAGUUUGGCAUACACGUUGGACGCCUGUGGCUGAUAUUCCAGCUAUUUAGUGUGGGCAUGUUUGUAUCCAGCACGGCUUUGUUGCCGUCCUCGUUCUCAAUGUACUUUGGCUGUUCAGCAUUGGCCGCCUGGUGGCAGAAGCGUUACAGUCUCGCAAUCUUCUUUACGGCCAUCUCGGCGCUCCUUGGCUGGCCAUUUGCAGCGCUCAUUGGAGUGCCGCUGGUGCUGGAACUCUUGCUACGGCAACGCGACUGGCGCACGUUUGUACAAUGGACGCUGAUCUCUGGUGCGACAAUUGCAUUGCCCAUGAUUGCCAUCGACACCAGCUACUUUGGCAAACUGACCUUUGCGCCGCUUAACAUUGUCUGGUACAAUGUAUUCACCAGCCACGGACCCAAUAUCUUUGGCACAGAGCCACUCACCUACUACCUCAUCAAUGGUUUCCUAAAUUUCAACAUCAUUUGGUUAUUGGCUCUGCAGCUGCCCAUCAUGCUGGUCAUGGACUAUUUGAUUGUGCCCGCCAAGUUCAAGUCGACGCUUAACUUUCCGCGUUUUAUAUCGCUGGCUCCGCUGUAUCUUUGGCUGUUGGUCUUCUUUGCGCAGCCGCAUAAGGAGGAACGUUUUCUGUUUCCUGUGUAUCCAUUGAUUUCCCUGUGCGGUGCAAUCACUGUGGAUGUCUAUCAGCGCAUCUUCUUCCGCUUCAAGUCGCUCAUCUUUAAGAUUAAGUCGGGCAUUCACUAUUUGGAUCACAGCAUGUUUAUCGCCAUUAUUGUGAUGGUGGCCAGCACUUUGCUGGGCCUUUCACGUGUCUUUGCCCUGUAUCGCAAUUAUCAUGCGCCCAUGGAUCUGAUGCUGGAGCUUAAUCAGUUCAAGACUACGCCUCAAUAUCGCGCUGAUGAAAUUUAUAAUGUGUGCAUUGGCAAGGAUUGGCAUCGUUAUCCAGGUAGUUUCUUCUUUCCGGCACGCAAUUUCCGUUUGCGUUUCCUCAAAUCCGAGUUCCGUGGCAUGCUGCCCGCUUAUUACGCGGCUGGAAUCAAUGCCACGCAAGUGGUGCAUCCCUAUUUUAAUGAUCAGAAUCUGGAGAACGAGCAUAUGUACUUUGAUUACGAUCAAUGCCAUUUUCUAAUCGACUUUGAUGAGGGCAAAUAUACAGAACUAGAGCCGAGUUACUCAAGACGUACCAAAGACUGGUCCAUUAUGAAGACAUUGCCAUUCCUCAUACAGGAGAAGUCGCACAAGGUACUACGCGCCUUCUACGUGCCAUUCCUUACCGACAAUCACAUAAAAUACGGAGAUUUCAAUUUACUUAAGCGCAAAAAGACCCGGAACGGCAGCUAGAAAAGACAGCAAUAAUUUAACUAAUCCCGUGUGGAUUUCCAUGCAGCAAUCAUAAUCUGUCGAAAUUGUAAUUAUUAUUUAUUUAUGUUUAAUUGAUGUUUGCCUAUGUUCCUUUUCCAAAUGUGUAUUUGAUGCAAGCGAAAAGUUUCUGUAAAUUGACCUGAUUUUAGUUUGUAAGUCAUCAUCAACGAAUUAAUUUACCAAUUUCUUUUGCAUUACGUUUUUCUUAAUAUCAUGCCAAAGCUGUAAAGAUUAUGCUGAAACGAACUAGACUUUAAGCAAUUACAAAAUAUAAAAAUAAAACAAAGGAGAUUCUUAAAA
Drosophila innubila is the source of this 2289-nucleotide messenger RNA. It is a transcript of the gene Alg9, whose product is annotated as alpha-1,2-mannosyltransferase ALG9. Gene Ontology annotation, biological process: protein N-linked glycosylation. Gene Ontology annotation, cellular component: endoplasmic reticulum membrane. Lineage: Eukaryota; Metazoa; Arthropoda; Insecta; Diptera; Drosophilidae. Gene Ontology annotation, molecular function: alpha-1,2-mannosyltransferase activity. The record is from RefSeq and is a predicted model, not a curated record. The transcript has 4 exons. Bases 94 to 1968 code for a protein of 624 amino acids.